This is a messenger RNA of Pelobates cultripes (western spadefoot toad), 558 nucleotides long. NCBI's taxonomy places the organism in Eukaryota, Metazoa, Chordata, Amphibia, Anura, Pelobatidae. The record is from the annotation of a GenBank genome assembly.
AUGGCGACUUUAAACCUCCUCCAUGCCCCUACCCGCCCUGAUGGCGAUUUAAACCUCCUCCAUGCCCCUACCCGCCCUGAUGGCGACUUAAUCCUCCUCCAUGCCCCUACCCGCCCUGAUGGCGAUUUAAACCUCCUCCAUGCCCCUACCCGCCCUGAUGGCGAUUUAAACCUCCUCCAUGCCCCUACCCGCCCUGAUGGCGACUUAAUCCUCCUCCAUGCCCCUACCCGCCCUGAUGGCGACUUAAUCCUCCUCCAUGCCCCUACCCGCCCUGAUGGCGAUUUAAACCUCCUCCAUGCCCCUACCCGCCCUGAUGGCGAUUUAAACCUCCUCCAUGCCCCUACCCGCCCUGAUGACGAUUUAAACCUCCUCCAUGCCCCUACCCGCCCCGAUGGCGAUUUAAACCUCCUCCAUGCCCCUACCCACCCUGAUGGCGAUUUAAACCUCCUCCAUGCCCCUACCCGCCCUGAUGGUGAUUUAAACCUCCUCCAUGCCCCUACUCACCCUGAUGGCGAUUUAAACCUCCUCCAUGCCCCUACCCGCCCUGAUGGCGAUUGA